AUGCAGGCGGCUGGUAGACAAACUGAAGGUGUUACUUUUUUUGACUUCAAGGGUCUUUCUUUUAUGUCUACAAAUAUGGCUGAUGAAAGGAGUAUUUCUCGUCUUGACCUACGCGAUCGUUAUAGAAGUCAAAGUAUAGAUGGCUCGGAUUUAAUAUCUGAAUUAUCCAUUGUCCGUGCACAAAGGACAUCAAGUGAAUUUGCAUUAUCAUCUGCUCAAAUUAAACACGAGUCGAAAAUAAAAAAUUUAAAAACUGAAAAGGAGAUUAUUGAAUCAGAAAGGAAUAACUUAGCUAACGAGCACAAUUCUUUAAAAAGAAAAUAUCAACUAUUAGAAUUUGAGAGAAGCCAAGAUCAGUCAAAAAUGAAAAGUUUUCAACGUAACCUUGAUGAUCGUAUAAAUUCUAUUAUUCAAUCAUCCAGUAGCUUUGGAUCAUCAUUGACUUUAGAAACUGAACGUUUAAGAGAUGAAGUACUUAAUUAUGAAAAAAAAUUUACGGAUUUACAAAUUGCUCAUUCUCAACUUCAAAUAAGAGUCAAAGAAUUAGAAGCUCUACUAGAUUUACGUUCACAGCGAUUAAAAGAAUUAGAAAUGUAUGUAGAAGAAAAAUCAACUGAAUUGAAAGAAUUAUCCGAAUUAAAAGCAACAGUUUCCAAGUUAACUUCAGAGAAAACAAUCUUAGAAGAACGUAUACUAUUAGAAUCGAAUCGUACUAAAAUGCCAGAAGGUUAUGAUCGAUUUAUGAAAGGUGCUAGUUAUAUAGCAAAAUUAGAAAUGGAACAUGAUCGAUUAAAAAUUGCAUUUAAAAAUCUUAGUCAAGAACGUGCUAAAUGGCUUAUUACAGAUGAAGAAAAUUCAGAAUUACGCAAUCAAGUGGAAAUUUUAAAAAAAUGGCGUGAAAGAGCAUUAAUUGCUGAGAAUACCCUACUUGAAAAAGAAACAUUCAUGAAUAGUAUAAUAUCGAAAAAUUGUUCACCUAUAUCAGAUAAUCAUUCAUCUAUAUCAACUAUAAGAAGAUUAGAACGUGAAAAUGAAGUUUUAUUAGCAGAACAAGGUGAAAUCAAUGCAAAAAACAAAGAAUUAUUAAUCAUUUUAAAAGAAACUCAAAAUGAUCAAACUCAAUUAAAUAAUCAUUUACAAAGUAUUCUAUGUAAAUUGAAUGAUUUAAAACAAAUAUGUAAAAGAGGUAAUCAAAUUGUUCAACUUUUAACGAAGGAACAUAAUUUAUGUCAAAAUUUAUUCAAUAGUUAUGUAUUACGUGAGAAUGAUACCUUCAAUAUUCCAUUAGAAUAUCAAAAGUCAAUGUCUAAUUUCAAUGAAUUAUUCAAUGAUUUCAAUGAAUAUUAUAAUGAAUGUACAAUUUGUUUAAAUAGUUUAUUCAAGUUAACAGAAAAGAUAAAUAAAACAAAUGAUCCAUAUACUGAUUCACCAUUAUUAAAUUCUUCAACAUAUGAAGAAGAUAGAGAGUUGGUGAAAAAAUUACGACAUCAAAUAUCUGAAUUAGAGGAGAAUAUUGAAACAUUACAAACGAAAAAUAAGGAAUUAGUUGAUCAAUUAGAGAUAUAUAAUAUGCAGGGUAUGUGCAACACAGGAACAACUAAAAUUUUAACUUAUAAAUACCACCCGGGAGAAAUAAUUAAACAGGAUUUAUCAAAUGAAAUUACUGAAUUACGUUUGUUAACUGAGCGUCAACGCCAACGUAUUCAAGUUUUAGAAGAACGUAUUAUACAUUUAUCAGAGAAACGUGAUUGUCAAAAUCAAAAUAACGAUGUAACUAUGGAAUUAGAUAUUACUAAUACUGUAGAAAAUCGUAUACGUUCCAAUCCUGAUCCAUUAACAGAACUUGCAGAAGUCAAAGAAGAACUUCGUGUUGAACGUUUACGUAGUGAUCGUUUAAUGGAAUUAUUUGAUAAAGCAAAAAUAACAUUUCGUACAUCAUAUCGUGAUCUAUUAGGCUAUCGAAUUAAUAUUCAAUCAUGUGGAGAUUGUCAUGUUUGUCCAGUGUUUACUACAAACAAAGAAGAUACUUUAUAUUUUAAAAAAGUCGAUGGAAAAUUUGAAUUAGUUGAAAAUAAUUUUACUAAAUCAUUACCAGAUAAUAUUUAUCAUUAUUUAAAUAACUCAUUCACUCCUAGAUCUUCUGGAAAACAUCCCUUACACCUGUUUGUAACAUUAUUCCACAAAUAUCAAAAUAUAAAACAACAGUUUGUCAUUGUUAUAAUGGAUCAUCAUGAAAAAACAAUCAAUAAUACUGAAUCAAUUCAUUAUGUUACAAAUUAUGUAACAUUUCCAUCAAUUAAAGAUCCUAUUUAUCAUACAAGUCAACAAAAUAAUUACAUUCAUAAUAAUAAUGAUUAUUAUCGUAAUCUUCAUCAUCAUGAUCAUCAUCAUCAUCAUCUUCAUCAUCAUUAUGAACAUAAUCAUCUUGAUCCUUCUCAACAAAGACAUCAUUCAUCUUGUAAUAAUCAAUUACAACAACCUUAUAUACAUUAUACAAUAGAUACAGAUGAACAUCUAUUUCCAAUCAAUGAUACACCUUCAAUGACUACUACUAAUAAUACAACAUCAUAUAUGGAAGAUAUCAAUGAUAAUGAAUUAUCUUUUAAUCAUAAUGUAACUAAUGUUUCAUCAACUGCUACUGCAGCAGCUAUGGCAGCAGCAGCAGCCGCCGCCGCCGCUGCUGCAUCUGCUGUAGCAGUAACAACUGGAGUUGUUGUCACUUUACAUAAUACAGAUUAUUCUAUCAAUUCUUAUAUUCAUCAACCUAACUUAUCAUCUUCAUCAAGUUACAGUUAUUAUCAAUAUUAUUUAAAUGAUCCACAAUAUCAACAUCAUCAUGAAUCCAUUGAUUUAUUCACAUUACAUCCUAAUCAUCCAAUACAACAACAACAACAACAACAACAACAAGAUAUUGAAGAUGUUAAUACCAGAAUUGAUACUACUUUUACAUCUACUACUUCUAACAAUAAUCAUAGUAGUAAUGAUCUUUUAGAAGCAACAACAAAACAUACUAUUCGACAUUCAAAUGAUAAUCGUAUGAAAUCACAAACGAAAUUAUCUAUUUCUGAUGAUAAUGAUGAUGAUGCUGAUGAAGAUGUAAAAGGUCGAAAUCAAAAUAUACUUAAAUCUGGUAUGUUAUGUCUUAUAUGUGAAGAUAAAGCAACAGGUAAACAUUAUGGUGCUUUUUCAUGUGAUGGAUGUAAAGGAUUUUUUCGACGUUCUGUACGUCGUAAACAUUCAUAUACAUGUCGUCAUAAGAAAAAUUGUAUUGUUACAAAAGAUAAACGUAAUCAAUGUAGAUUUUGUCGUUUUCGUAAAUGUUUUCGUGUUGGUAUGAAAGAAUCUGCUGUACAAAAAGAACGUGAUAAAAUAAGUAAUCGUCAUACAACUUAUGAUCCUAAUUCAUCAAUGCAUUCAAGUAUAGAUUUACAAAAAUUAUUACAAGCUGAAGCAAUAGCUAAUUGUGCAAUUCAUCAAAAUUAUAUUAAUAUCACUAAAAGAUCAUCAGAUUUAUAUAAUGAACAAUCAAAUUAUAAAGAAUUGCAUGAAAAUAAUUUAGCUAAUAUUAAUGAUAUUUGUGAAUCAAUACGUACUCAAUUAAUAUUUUUAAUUGAAUGGGCUAAAAAUCUAUCCGUAUUCACAUCAUUAACAAUCAGUGAUCAAAUUGCAUUAUUACAAGCACAUGCUGGUGAAAUGCUUAUUCUUGGUGCUAUAUGGCGAUCAAUUACAUUAGGACCAACAUUGAAUAAAUCAAAUGAAUAUAAAAUAGAAAAAUCAAAAUAUUUUGAACAAAAAAUUAAUGGAAAUGAUAAUACAUCUAUCAAUGAUACUAUAAAUGAUAGAACUAUUACCUUGGAUUCAAAUGUUGUUGCUAUGGUUACUACUACUACUACUCGGGCUACGGCGACGACGACGACAACUACAUUAACGCAUUCAUGGAAUACUACUGUUACUACAACAACAACAACAACAACAACUACUACUACUACUACACCAACGACUAAUAAUGGAAAUAGUAAUAAUAAUGGAGAUCAGUCCAUACAAAAGAAUCAAAUCAUUGAUAAUACAAUAGAUACUACUUAUUUACAAUCUAUUAAUUAUGAACCACAAUUUAUUUUAUUAGGUAAUAAUCGUAUUAUAUCAAGACAAAAUCCAUUACCAGAAAUAGCUGAUUUAGCUAAUAUGAUUAUUAAUGAAAUCUAUCAACCAAUACAAAAUUUAUGCUUAGAUGAAAUUGAAAUUGUUUGUUUUAGAGCAAUAAUGUUUUUUGAUCCAAGUUGUGAAUCAUUAUCAGAAAAUGGACGUUUAUUAAUACGUAGUUGUCAAUAUUUAAUACAAAUGGAAUUAAUGAAUAUAAUGAAUGGUAAAUUAUAUUUACCACAAGGUCGUUUCGGUGCAUUAUUAUUAUUAAUACCAGAAUUUCGAUCAGUUACCUAUCAAAUGAUUCAUAAAUUACAAAUUAUACAUCAAAUGGGUUUUACCAAAUUAGAUGGUUUAUUAUCAGAGAUUUUAUUGAAUAAUACAAUAAAUGAAUCAAAUGGUAAUAUUGAAUCCAAUCAAGUAAAAUCAUCUAUGAAACAUUCAUUCAAUAAAUAUAUAGUUCAUGAAGAGAAUAAUAAAUCACCAACAAUCUAUUCAAUGCCUAAAUUAUAUUCAACACAUAAUGAUGAUAUUUAUACUUCACAAAUUACUGAAACAUCUACAUCUUUCACCUCCUCCUCUUCCUCCUCUUCCGCUUCUGCCGCCUCUUCCACUUCUUCAUCUGGAUCUUCAUUAUCAUUAUCAACUGUAUCAUCAAUGACACAUAUUAUUAAUAAUAUACCAAUCAUACAUGAAAUAGAUGAUACAUUAAAUGAACAAUUAACGAAUAUCAAUCAUUAUUUACCUAUCAACUCAUCUACAAUAACAACACAAUUACAUAAAAUGUAUCCUACAACCAUAGAUACAACUAUAUCUAUGAUAAAACAAACAAAUAUUGAAACGAAUUCAUUCAAUUAUCCUAUAAUACAAUCUGAAUUAGGAUCUAUUCCAUCAAUUCAUGUAUCUAAUGUAUUAGAUUAUUAUUAUUAUUAUGAUAAUAACAAUAUUAAUCAUAAUCAUAAUAAUAAUGAUCAUUGUAUUACAGAGAAACAAUCGAAUAUUGAUACAUUAACACAAUAUUGUCAGGCGGUUCAACCAAUUAUGAGUACAGUAAAAAAAUUUAGCGCCAAUUUCGAUAUCAGUAGCCAUAGCAACAAUAAUAAUCAUAAUGUUAAUAAUAAUGAUGUCAAUCAAUCACUUAUCACAAUGCAUUUAGGUGAAGAAACUUUUGAAAAUAUUUCAAAUUCAGAUUAUUCAAUCAAUUCAAAUAUAAUUCAUUGUUUACCAAAUUUAGAACCUGGUAUGUAUUAUUCAGAUGAUCAAUUCUAUACAACUUAUUCACAUCAUUUAAAUAUGAUCAAAGCAAAAUAUAAUCAGAAUACUACUAUCAAUACUACUACUACUCAUGAUAAUAAUAAUAAUAAUAGUUCACCAAUUUACACUAGUUACGAUGGAAAACAUUUGACACCAAUCGAUCAUUCUAAUCCAUCCUAUUCCACAAAUCACUUCUGA
This is a messenger RNA of Schistosoma intercalatum, 5592 nucleotides long. Lineage: Eukaryota; Metazoa; Platyhelminthes; Trematoda; Strigeidida; Schistosomatidae. The record is from the annotation of a GenBank genome assembly.